Molecule: messenger RNA, 1956 nt
Organism: Rhinocladiella mackenziei CBS 650.93
Lineage: Eukaryota; Fungi; Ascomycota; Eurotiomycetes; Chaetothyriales; Herpotrichiellaceae
Exons: 4
Coding region: 1-1956 (651 amino acids)
Molecular function (GO): catalytic activity
Source: RefSeq, a predicted model, not a curated record
AUGAUCCCAGAGAAGGUGUACGACCUUUGCCAGAGCGGCAUAUCCGUGAGUUCUAAGCUGGCCGAAAAUCCAAAUUUGUCUCCGCAUGAAGCGUGUAAGAGACUCUUCGGAGUCGACAUUGAGGAUGAAGUCGUGACGAAGAACCUGGAUCUAUCAAAAGCGGGACCAAGCGACCUUGAACAAGCACGAAAGUGUGGUAAAUGGGGAAAUGCAACACCUAGCAACUUGUUUUUGAGGAUCUACCAUGAUGUCUUAUGUACCCUAGAAAAAAAUCCUCUGGUCGGUGUAUGCGCACCAUCACUGAUGGGCAGCAGCGGAGUGUGCCCACUCACUAUCAUGGCAACGGUGCCCGAUAUUUGUCGACACAUGUCUAAUGUGAUAGCUCGAGCGGAGCAUGAGGUAUUUUUGGCCACCAACUUCUGGAUGUACUCUGAGCCCACCAGGCUGAUCACUAAUGGAUUGAGAGAACUUUCAAAGAAAGCAGUCCAGAUGAAUCGCCGAGUCGUCGUCAAGAUCAUUUAUGGCCGAGGCAUCGUCAAACAGCAGUUCCUGAACAACCAUCUUCCCGUCCCGCCGGAGGAAUUUGCUGAUGCCCACGGCAAGAUUCGAAUCCCACAUCCUGAUGAGCUUCCGAAUGUGGAUAUCGAAGUCAUCAACUUUCACCGUCCGAUUUUGGGAACCUUUCAUGCCAAGUAUAUGGUGGUGGAUCGGAAGAUUGCAAUUGUUCAAAGCAAUAAUAUCCAAGAUAUCGACAAUCUGGAGAUGAUGACACAAUGGGAAGGACCAAUUGUAGAUUCUUUCUACGAAGUCGCUCUCAUAUCAUGGCACAAUGCAUUGAAGCCUCCUCCGCCUUGCUUGAAUCAGCCGGCCUCACAGGGCCCACUGCCGACAUUUGAGACGGAGAGUUAUGCCACCUUGUUCGAUGAGAAUGGAAAGCUGGUCCCGGUGCAUCACACCACGACAGCCGUCCCCGCGGCCGGUGAAAGGCUGCGGGAGCUUGCUGGCCGCGGAUCGCAGUUGAACUUGCCCCAGCACACAUCACAAGAUCCGCAUUAUGAUCCGGACAUCGAGUCAGAGGUUUUACGGUCGGUUGCAGCCUUGAAUCCUCGUUCCGGUGAAAGACGAAUCGAUGCAAUCACCCGUCUUUUGAACACCACUAUUCAGCCUGACACCAAAGGAAGCGCCCUUGAUCUAGAGCCAAGCGACUCGAUGACUCCCCUUAUCCCGAUACCACGACAUGAGCCCUUCCCCGUCGCCAUGGUGUGCCGAGAGCCUUGGGGGCCGCCCAACAAAGAGUCGCUCUACACGCCGCAAAAUGAAGCUUUCAUGUCUGCUCUUCGACACGCCACGAAGUCAGUAUUCAUCCAAACGCCUGACUUAAAUUCGGAGAGGCUCCUGCCUGAGAUUCUUGCUGCCUGUCGUCGAGGUAUCCAUGUCACCUAUUACUAUUGUCUCGGCUAUAAUGAUGCCGGUGAGCUCCUCCCUUUCCAAGGAGGUCAUAAUGAAAUGGUGGCAAAUAGGUUGUAUCGAGAUCUCGAGCCAGAAUAUCAUCAGAACCUUGACAUCUAUGCCUAUGUGGCCAAAGAUCAGAUCCACCCAAUUCACAACCGAUUCAAACGCCGGUCUUGUCAUAUCAAAUUGAUGAUUGUCGACGGGCACAUCGCCAUUCAGGGAAAUGGCAACCAGGAUACGCAAAGUUGGUACCACAGUCAGGAGGUGAACGUUCUAAUUGACAGUCACCUGGUGGUUGGAAACUGGAUGGACGGAAUCAAGCAAAAUCAAAACACGCAUCUGUUUGGAAAAGUGGAAAAAGAAGGCCCAGAUGCUGGGUGUUGGAAAGACCCAAAGACAGGACAGCAAGCAGAGGGCGCUAUUGGAGUGGAUCCGGGUAAAUUUGCUUGGGCGAGGGGAUUUGUCGGGGCGGUACAGCGACUACGAGGGAUGGGUGGAUUUUGA